AUGUCUGAAGUCAAGAAGCCAUUCAAGACCCUCGACUUCAAGUGUGCCCUCGUAACCGGCGGAGCAGGUGGACUCGGAAGGGCUUUCGCAGAGCACUUCCUCUCCCUCUACAAGAACGUCAUCAUCGCCGGCCGCACAGAAUCCAAAUUGCAAGCCGCAGUAAAGGAAAUGAAAGAGAACAAAGAACUCCACGGCGAGAUUUCCUACUAUAUUCUCGACACCGGCGACCUGGCCUCUCUCCCCACGUUCAUUUCCAAAAUCACCUCCGAGCACCCAGAUCUCGACUGUCUAGUCAACAACGCCGGAGUCCAGAGACCUCUAGAUGUCAACAACAUGAAGCCCGAAGACUUCCUCUCCAAAGCCGACCAAGAGAUCGCGAUCAAUGUCAACGGACCCAUCCAUCUCGCCGUUGGCCUCCUCCCACAUUUCAGGCAAAAGGAAGGCGCCGUCAUCAUGAAUGUCUCCAGCGUGCUGGGUUAUGUCCCCUUUUCCAUCAUCAACCCCGUCUACAAUGGCACGAAAAGCAUGGUUCACUUCUGGACCAUGAACCUCCGUACUCAACUCUCCAAAACCACUGCCGAAGGCGGAAACAGAAUCAAAGUCGUGGAGAUUGUGCCGCCGACUGUGGAGACGGAGUUACAUCGCGAGAGGGAGAAUCCGGAUGACAAUAAGAAGGAGGCGAAUGCCGCUGCGUUGUCGAUUGGAGAGUUCAUGCGGGAUGUGAAGCAUGGAUGGGAACAGGAUCGGGAUGUUGUGGCGGCUGGGAUGGGGAUGGGGCUUUCGGAUAGUUGGUAUGAGACUUUUGGGGCGGAUUAUGAGAAGGCUGCUUCGGGGUAA
This is a messenger RNA of Ramularia collo-cygni, 837 nucleotides long. Its product is annotated as related to oxidoreductase. Lineage: Eukaryota; Fungi; Ascomycota; Dothideomycetes; Mycosphaerellales; Mycosphaerellaceae. The record is from RefSeq and is a predicted model, not a curated record. Bases 1 to 837 code for a protein of 278 amino acids. The transcript has a single exon. Gene Ontology annotation, cellular component: membrane.